Molecule: messenger RNA, 1058 nt
Organism: Leptinotarsa decemlineata (Colorado potato beetle)
Lineage: Eukaryota; Metazoa; Arthropoda; Insecta; Coleoptera; Chrysomelidae
Biological process (GO): actin cytoskeleton organization
Molecular function (GO): actin binding
Source: RefSeq, a predicted model, not a curated record
CAACGCAGCCGAACUCUCCUAACCUCAGUUUAUAUCUCCUCUCCGCUAUGGACGUGUAACAUGUAACUAUUUUUUUAAAAAACAUGUGAACUAUGUGCAAAAACGAUUCCAUGAAUGAAACUCCCGGUUAUUCGUCGUAGUUUUUCGUUCAUGACUAUGCUGCAUCGUUCACGUGACCGUUCGUCUCUUGUUUUCGUUAGUACAGGUGUCGUCUUCUGUAUAUGGCCGUUCGUACCUGUGCUCAGGCAUUUCGUUUUCAACCCCCUUUUGUGCGCGAGUGGUUAGUUUUGUUGGAUUUUCGUCGAAAUGCACGAGAAAAACGGAAACAAUCCUCCGAAACAAAAGACGGUUGCCAUCGUCGCGCCUACUCGCAGCAACAGCUUGGAUUACUUGAAUUUUGAAGAAAAGCGACGUUUGAUAGCCUCUUCUUUAUCCUUGUCGGAUUUCCUGAGUGUGGGAAAUGCUGAUGGUAAGGAGCUGAAGGAGUUGAAGGAUGGCGUUACAACCGUUUUUGUUGCCAAAAAACAAAAUGGAUCGGCGUUCCGAACAAACAGCCUCGGGAGCGGAACGAGGAGUCCACCGGCAGAAAGAAAAAGCAAGUUUUCGAUAGGAAAAUUAUUGAGGCCGUGGAAAUGGAAACGGAAACGGAAAUCGGAUAGACUUGAAGCAGUUUCUAGAACCUUAGAAAGAAAAAUAUCAGUCCGAGCCAAUAGAGACGACCUGGUAUUGAAAGGAAUACUUUUACCAGAAAGUCCGUUAUCACCCCCCAAAUCCGAGCCAGGUGAAACUGUUCCAUCCCCCUUCCCUCCGAGCGGCGUCCAGCAAGUACCAGGCGGCGGUAACGGGAGUUGCCAAACCCCCACACAAGGAGGUGGUGGUCCCCAACCACCCCCGCCGCCAUAUCCUUCCCUCCCGCCACACUCGCACAUGCCGCCCAUGAACCAUGCUCUGCUGCAGCAACAACUUCUACAGAAUCCGCACUUCGCACAGGCCAAUGCCAAUAACAGUAGUAGUCCCGGUGAGUUCAUGUCAAAGGUUAAUUUAAUUUGAUGGACAAA